Messenger RNA from Drosophila ficusphila, 2004 nucleotides. RefSeq names its product THO complex subunit 5 (gene thoc5). Gene Ontology annotation, biological process: mRNA export from nucleus; positive regulation of DNA-templated transcription, elongation. The transcript has 6 exons. Gene Ontology annotation, cellular component: THO complex part of transcription export complex. Gene Ontology annotation, molecular function: mRNA binding. Lineage: Eukaryota; Metazoa; Arthropoda; Insecta; Diptera; Drosophilidae. The record is from RefSeq and is a predicted model, not a curated record. The coding region runs from base 63 to 1901 and encodes 612 amino acids.
UUGAUUUUAUUGUCACCAAAUAAUACUUUGCUGGCUUCAUAUAAACAAUUUCGGUGAUUGAAAUGGAAACAAUAUUAAAUACGCAGUUCGAGCAGCUGCAAAAGGCCAUCGAUGAUAUAAUGGAGGCAAAGAGCAAAGGACUGUCUUCGGACGAAGGACGCACCGCUGCCACUUUGAUGUUCGUGGCGCUGAAGCACGCCAACCGCGAUGUAAAGCACAAGAUAAAGGCUGGACGAGAUAAGCUGCACCUGGAGAAGUGCAAAGUGGACCUGAGUCGGCUGCAGCUGCAAAACUUAUUGUACGAAGUGAGCCAUUUGAAGAAGGAGAUUGUGCGCUGUCAGAAGUUUAAGAGUCGGGAUACCAAUCUUGAGCUUCUUUCGGAGGCCGAGUAUGCCAGCAAGUUACCGGACAUGGCCAACAAAAAGGAGGAGUUGUCCAGUCACAAGCAGCACCUGCAUCGCUUGGACUGCGAGCUUCGCUUGCGGAAGGAUCUUGACAAGCAGUACAGCGCCCUUUUGACGUCCAAACAGGAACUGCUUCAGGACAAUCUUAACCACGCCCAAAGGUACAUCUCAUUCGCGCCUGCCCUGCGAACGUUGCUGGGUGCAACAAAGCCGUUGCACGAUGCCCUCCAGUUGUCCCUCGACGUGGAGUGGAAGCUAAGCGCCGUGGUCAAGUACUUGCCCAAGCCCCUCUACGUAUUGUUCAUUAACCUGCAAUCCCUGCAACGAUCAUGCGAGGACCUAGCCUACACCGCUGAGGUAGUGGGCUACGAGAGCGAGGCUCAAAUGCAAGAGUUGCUUAAGGAAAAGCAGUAUGCAACAUUGCACCCUGAAAAGGAAAUUGAAUCGCGAAAGAAUCCCAUAGAAAAAAGUUUGGAAGAUACACUGGCCCCCCAUCCAUUGCACAUUCGCUUAACGAUUGGUACAGCCGGAGCCAACCAGCUUACCCUGCAGAUUCGUUAUUUCGACUUGAUGAAAUGUGUUACUGUUUGGGGCCAUUUUGACUCUUCCAGCAAUGUCAAUAGCCAGUGUGAUACCAAUUUUGUCCAUCACCUUUUGCAACAUUUGUAUGCCAAUGACUUCGGAAAUGAAAUACCCAUUCCGGGAAUUAAUUACGAGCUUCGUAAUUUUGACUUAACCGCUGAAGAAUGCUUGCGCUUUCUGAAAGCCAAAGACUUUGGAAAACCUUUCUGUUGGCUGCAAAGUAUGUGCUCCAUUGCAACCGUCAACAGUUCUAUGCUUUACAAUCUCGAACUAAACUUGACAAAGAACACUAGGGAGAUUAUUCUUCGCAUUGCCAGGCGCUGGAACUCUUGGUUGCGUUUAAGCCAGCAAAUUCGGGGGCUGACAUACAAGGACAUUGAUUUGUCAACCGUCAAAGAAAACAAAUAUCCUGCCGGCCUAUCAUGCAGCCUCGUCCAAUGGACUGCCAUUACUCACGAGGAAUUUUACUCGCAGAUCUCCGAUGUGUUAAAAAUUCCAUCGGACGACCAGGGUAAAACAUACAACUCUUACCGCGCCGUAAUCGUCAGGGGCUCCGCUAAGAUGGAGUGUUUCAUCAGAAUACCUAGUAAUUACCCAAUGGAAAUGCCUCUUUGGAUUCUUAACGUGCACUGGAACGGCUGUCACACCUCGCAAAAUAACUCGGCCAUUAAGAUGAUGGAGUUUUGGACCAACUCGCUGCAGCCCAAACAGCUAGAGGCCAAUGAACGCUUCUUGUAUUCCCAACUUUUCCGCACCAUCUACAGCUUCGAUAUAUUCCUCGAAACAGAGGGCUCUAUGCAAAGUACCGUCGAGUACAAUAAGGAAAAACCCUACAUAAGUGCUUUUGCCAAGCGAUGCCGUUCGCGACCGUACAAAUAUAUUAAAAAGGGAUCGGUGUACGCCUUUAAGCAGUGAAGGUUUCAACUCCCGUUUUAAAAAAAUCCUCAAUGCACUUACUAAACAUUUUAGAGCUUCAGUUUAUUACUUUUAGUAAUACAAUAAAUAAGUAACAUUUAAA